Molecule: messenger RNA, 1908 nt
Organism: Colletotrichum scovillei
Lineage: Eukaryota; Fungi; Ascomycota; Sordariomycetes; Glomerellales; Glomerellaceae
Exons: 2
Coding region: 1-1908 (635 amino acids)
Source: RefSeq, a predicted model, not a curated record
AUGAUGCCGCGGACUUCGAUCAGUGUAGGCCAUGGGGCUCUAUACCAACCCCAGACUUCAUGUUUGGCUUCGAACACCGACACCGUCAACGAGCCUACAACCGAGACAAACAGCCUCACCUCGGACAGGACCAAGAGCCAAUAUUCAAAGGGCAGCUCCAGCGGGUGCGGUUGGACACUAGAGAUUUGCGCUCUUGUUCUGAGUAUUACAGCUUUGGUCACGGUCGCUGCCCUUCUACUGGCGUACGACGGGAAGCCCUUGUCGACAUGGUCCUUCUUCCUCACCUUCAACACGAUCAUCUCCUUCCUGGGCACGAUAUCUCGGACUACACUCGCAUUUGCCAUUGGCGCUUGUUUGAGCCAGGAGAAAUGGAACUGGUUUAGGCGUAAGGAUGAUUAUGUGAUAAGUUACGACCGGUUUGAGGAAGCAGGACGUGGCCCUUUGGGAAGCGUCCGUCUUCUGUGGCGUAUCAAGCACAGGUACCUACCUACUUUGAUGCCCAUUACGAUGCAGUGUACUCGGCUGAACAUUGUCCACAGGCACUGGGUGUGUUUCGGUGCUCUGGCAACGAUUGUCUUGCUCGGAUUCGAACCUUUCCUCCAGGCGGUCGUCGAACUCUACGAGAAGGAAGUCGAGUCGGCCGGGAUAGGCGUGGUGGCACAUAUUGGUCGAGUUAAAAGACUCGACGCUGGCAAGAUAGCAAUCAGUCAUGCUCAUACUCUUGACCCAGCUGUCACCGCUCACAACUUUACUAAUAUCUCCAUGCUCAAGCAUCCAUUUACGAAAUUCGAACUUCCGACGAUGAAUUUGUCUAUUUCUAACUUUGACGAUGGCAUCGGACUGCAGGUUGAGCUUACAUGCCAGUCUACAACGCAGCCCGGGAGUACGCUGUCGUUCCAAGACUCAAGGGCUUUGCUUGUCUCAUUCGCCAUGAUGAGUGUAAAGCCCAGCACCCCAGGAAGCAAAAGGCAAUCCGGCGAAGCUACCGCUCUUGAGUGUGCCUUGUCCUUCUGCACGAAUAUUUAUCGCUCGAAUGUCAACAAAGGUGUUCUGAGCGAAGAGGUGCUUGGCUCAUAUUCGAUCCGAAACCUCGACUCCUAUGUUGGCUCAAAAUUACAGGAUUCAGAUUGGGGAGGCCAAAUAGAUUCGUUCAAAAACUGGAAUAAGAUGCACAAUUACACGCUCGACUUUCGCCUUUUCGGAGAAAUGGAGCGAACGGAUCUACAGCUCAACCUGCCGUCCGACAACAGCAGCAUCACCGCACUGAUAGACAAGGACAACCUAUGGUUCAAUAUAUCCCACGCAGCCGCGGCGACUCUGUCGAACGCGUUCGUGGAGAAGUUUUCCAGGCGUUCUCCCCCGUUCGAAUCGAAGCAGCUCAUCUAUCCAACUUUUGAACCAUUUCAGCUUGUCCAGCCUUCUGUGAUCACAGCACUUGGCACAUCACAGAACCUGUCAGCUACGUUCGAGAUAGCCGCCCUCGCGAUGACCAAGUGGAUGCGUGACGCUUCGCUGAAAAUCACACCUCACAAUGGGACAACUUACGAGUCAGUCGUCCACAUAGGUGUAAGAUGGGGAUUCAUGUCACUACCUUUCGGUGUGCUCCUUGGCGGAUGUCUUUUUUGUCUGUUUUCGAUGCUUGAGACCAGGCGACUGCGACUCCCAGCCUGGAAGGGCAGCUCGUUAGCGGGGUUGACUCACGGGCUGGAUGCAGAGGCUAGGGAGCACCUCAGAGAGAUGGGAGAUAUUUCAAAGCAUGCUAAGCGUGUCAAGAUCCGGAUGGUCGAUUCUAUGUUAGGGCCGGAGCUAGUCUUAUCCAACAAUCUAGAUCCAGUGACUAAGGCUGAGGGCCGUGGCUACUCGACUGAUGGAGAGGAGCUUCGAGGAACGGAUCAUUCUCAUAGUUGA